Macrosteles quadrilineatus (aster leafhopper) is the source of this 2474-nucleotide messenger RNA. RefSeq names its product carboxypeptidase M. NCBI's taxonomy places the organism in Eukaryota, Metazoa, Arthropoda, Insecta, Hemiptera, Cicadellidae. The record is from RefSeq and is a predicted model, not a curated record. Gene Ontology annotation, molecular function: zinc ion binding; metallocarboxypeptidase activity. The coding region runs from base 120 to 1841 and encodes 573 amino acids. Gene Ontology annotation, biological process: proteolysis. Gene Ontology annotation, cellular component: cell surface. The transcript is spliced from 15 exons.
CUGUACUACACACAGUACAGUCACAGUCUGAGAGAGUCUACAGUCGGUGCUGCGCCUCUGUCCCGGGUACACUGUCAAGGACUGCUCUCUAGAGGUGUCGAACAAGGUCAAAGGUAGCCAUGAAGCCAGCCGUGUGGCGAGCUUCUGCCACGUUCAUCAUCAUCAUCUAUCUCUACGUUCUGGCUGUGCAGGAGAUCCUAGGAGCCGAGGUGGUACAGGGAACACAUGUAGUGGUAGCCAGUAAUCAAGACACGAGUCAACAUGUAGUUUCGUCGACAAUCCACCACGGCCAAGAUGAUUAUGUCCGAACUCACCACAAGUUGGAUGACAAACAAGACGAAGCUCCUCUACAGUAUGUUAGAGGAACUGCCUUUGAGGCAUCUGUGGAUGAUCCUGAUGUACCAGCCACGAGGGCUGUUGGAAGUUCAGGUUAUCGUCCUGGCUACAGCGUUGACCCAAGCUAUCAGAACCAGAACAUCCACUAUAGCAAUGCACACAGCACUGGCACAGCACUCUUUGAUGAUGGCUAUGGACUCGAGUUCAAAUAUCACAAUUAUGACCAGAUGACUAAGUUUCUUAGAACUACUUCCUCUCGCUAUCCUAACCUCACAGCUCUCUACUCUAUUGGGAAGUCUGUUCAAGGAAGAGACUUAUGGGUGAUGGUAGUUUCUGCCUCCCCAUAUGAGCACAUGAUUGGGAAGCCUGAUGUCAAGUAUGUAGCUAACAUGCAUGGCAACGAAGCAGUGGGAAGGGAGCUCAUGCUUCACUUGAUACAGUAUUUGGUAAACAGCUACAACACUGACAACUACAUUAAAUGGCUACUAGACAACACUCGAAUCCACAUCUUACCUUCCAUGAAUCCUGAUGGAUUUGAAGUUGCUCGAGAGGGGCAGUGUGAUGGAGGCCAGGGACGCUACAAUGCUCGUGGCUUUGACCUCAACAGGAACUUCCCAGACUAUUUCAAACAGAACAACAAGCGUGGGCAGCCAGAAACUGAUGCUGUUAAGGAAUGGACCUCCAAGAUACAGUUUGUACUAUCAGGAGGUCUGCAUGGCGGAGCCCUCGUAGCGAGCUACCCCUUCGAUAACACACCCAACUCCAGAAUAUGCAGAUCUUCACCAUUAUGUUCAGUGUUUCAAAGCUACGCCUCCACACCUUCUGUUACUCCUGACGACGAUGUUUUCCGCCACCUCGCACUCACAUACUCUCGCAACCAUCCCACAAUGCACCUUGGUCAGGCCUGUAAGCAAGGCAUGCCAUCAUUCAAGAAUGGAAUCACCAAUGGUGCUGCUUGGUACCCACUUACAGGGGGUAUGCAGGAUUUCAACUAUGUCUGGUAUGGCUGCAUGGAGGUGACGUUGGAGCUGUCCUGUUGCAAAUACCCUCCACCCAGUGAACUGCCCAAGUUCUGGGAGGAAAACAAACUGUCGCUGGUGAAGUUCUUAGCUGAAGCUCAUAGAGGUGUUCAUGGUUUUGUCAUGGACGAAAAUGGAAACCCAAUAGAGAAAGCUUCACUCAAAGUAAAAGGAAGGGAUGUUGGCUUCCAGACUACAAAAUAUGGAGAAUUCUGGAGAAUACUAUUACCAGGCGUCUAUAAACUUGAGGUGUACGCAGAUGGUUUUGCACCUCGUGAGAUGGACUUGAUGGUCGUCGGAGAACACCCGACACUACUCAACGUGACGUUGUUUCCGUCCAAGAGGCAAGAAAACUUCUACCGGCCACCACAGCACUUCUAUCAUCACCAUCCGCCUCCUCUCGCACCCAAACCUGCAUCUGACAAUGGCAUUUUUGGUUCCAUUACUUCAGGGUUUAACAGUCUUGUGUCGAACCUUUUUGGCUGAACAGAUAAAUACGAGAAUAAAAUAUGAAUCAAAUUGUCUAUAACCACAAAACCUACCAGAACCAAUGUAAAUAAAAAAGCUUUACUCAAUCUAGUUUUAAGAUUGACCUAAUAUUACUGAAAUGUAAAAUGAUAUAGCUUUGGAAAAAUUGAAACAAAGGAACAUAAAAAAGCGUAUUGCUUUUCUUGCAGUUUCACCCAAUAACCAUUAUUUAUUUACAAGAUCUCAACAAUUGUAUUUUAAUUUAAAAUUGUUUUAUUAACUUUUAACCCUUUGUCAUUUUUACAGCAAGUUGUUUAUGAUCACAGUGUAAAUUCCUGUAUUGUUUAUAUAUUAAAAUCUCAAUGAUUUUAUGUGGUGUUUUGUUUACAAUACAUGACAUCUUGUGUUAAUUUAUUACUUUAUUAUUUAUUUAACAAAAUGUACCUAGUUAAUUAGAUUUGCACAAAUGUAUGAAAGACUGCUAUGUAUAUAAAGUAUGGCGAUGAUUUUAAAUGUCUUUCAGGUUUUAUUAUUUAAUUACUUAUGUUGUAAUUUUGAGAUGGAAUGAAUCCAGUAUGAAUGAUGUCUAGGUUAUUUUAUUAAGUAAAGUUAUUUUUUUCUAAAUGUAUGUCAUAAAAUGUUUAUAUUUUU